This is a messenger RNA of Aspergillus ibericus CBS 121593, 3325 nucleotides long. RefSeq lists its product as uncharacterized. The record is from RefSeq and is a predicted model, not a curated record. The coding region runs from base 259 to 3279 and encodes 1006 amino acids. The transcript has 5 exons. NCBI's taxonomy places the organism in Eukaryota, Fungi, Ascomycota, Eurotiomycetes, Eurotiales, Aspergillaceae.
GCUGCAGCACACCUACAUAAGGCACUUUAUUCCUAGUACGGCAUGGCUGCCUCCCAAUCAGUCCCGGUCACCUGGCGGAAGUGGGCACGGCGCCUCAACCCUCUUUCUUCCUUCUCCCCUCACUCUGAAACAUCUUCCUCUGUUGCGGCUCUCUGUCGAUGAUCGGAUCUCCCUGUCUUGCCCACCGAACCGGUCACCUGUGAUCGAACCUAAGUCUGUUCGCUCUUAUGUCCGUGGCUUGCCAUCCCUGUCUCCCCCAUGUCACAUCAGCUCGUGGCAGCCGUGUGGGAACAGCUAGGACGUCGUGAUCUUGCCAACAUCCUGCGUGAAAUUAUCGGAGAGCAUGCGCUCGACAUCGCGCUCUACCAGCAAGAUGCCCAGGCCCCGGUCGAGCCUCUCAUCCGGUCCGUCUUCUGGAUCAAGACCAUCUUCGAUGCGCAGCGAACCUACCUCCAGGGGUUGAGCAGUGUUCGCGACUGUCACCCCUACUUUAUACCCUAUCUACUCCCAACCGAGAGCGUCUUCUCGGCGCUGAUGUACCUGGUCAAGAUCAAGCUCGAGCUCUUCCCCUGCCCCAAGUCGACAGAAGGGGAUCUCAUCCGGUACCGGCUCCUCAUUGCGCAUACACUACUUGUGGGGAUUCGAGUGCUCUUGCUGCGUGGAGAGACGAUAGAUACCGACCGGAAGUUCAAGCUGGAGCGAGCAAUGAGGGCGGCUUGGCGGAACCCGGACCUAUCAAAUGUCGAGCGAUUCCUGAUCACCGAUCUCCUCCCAAAGGCCAUUGCUAGGAUCGGUUCCUCAGAUCUGUCGGCGACUCAGGCAUUUCUAUUGGACAGCGCGAAACCCUAUCUUCCUCCCUUCGCGACGGGGCUUGUAAGUUAUCCGAUUACGGGGGCGCCAGAUAGGCUUAUCACCGACCUUCUCACGGGUGUGAUGAAGAAUGACGCAGACCAGUUGGUAUCCUUCUGUCUCCUAUUGGAUAUCUUAUGGGCAGUUGACUCGGCACUCAUUCAAUGUCACAUUGAUCGCCGUCGAAUUUCCCAAGAGCAAGGCUACACGAGCCCUGCAGCUUACCAGGUGGAUGAGGCCUGUAACCAGGCCCAAGAUAUCAAGAAAAAGCUCACAAGGACAGUACUGGCCGCUUUUGAUGACGAGUUUAAUAAUGCGCCUCUUCGGAUAUUUGCGUCUAUAAUUCUGAGUCAAACCGGUGGUGAAAACCCGCCAUUGCAGUCGCGAAGAAAAAUCCGGGAUACUUGGUCCCAGAUGUCCCCGAUUCGCGACUGCUGGGAGAAGUCGUCAGCUCAGUUCGUCCGGUGGCUCAUCAAUCGCAGAGUUCAGAUGUGGGACUGCAACGGAGAACUCGAGGCCUUUUCGCAUGAUUACCAACAACAUCUCACUCAAUGGCUGCAAAGCUCGUCGGCUGCCGAAGUGGAUCAAAAAGCGCAAUUGAGGCCGGGACGAUCUAGUGCUGUUUAUGUUGUCAACUGUCCUGCGGUGCACCCGGUACCCGGAACAUUGUUGGAGGAAAGCUUAAGGAGCCAUGACAGGAGAGCAUACGAGCAAUUACAAGGAAGUCCAGAGUUUCUGACGAUGGACAUCGAUUGUCCCCUCUGCCCCACUAAUACAAGAAUACAGCAUGCCCGAAUGAUUGAGCCUCUCGAGCAAUUAUCGGAUGCGCUGCAUUUUUUUUCGGACUCGGACGCUGAUGGACACGAUUCCCUUCCGACUUCCAGAGAUACCACGUCCUGCUCCAGUUCGCUCAGUCACUCCACCAGUCAGUCCUCACGGCUCGAGUCCACAGAGCUGUCCAAACGCCCGAUCUCGCCUACGUCAUACCCAGCUGCACUGUCCAAAGUAACAAGCAAACAACCCACGGCCACCACGUCAGAAGUCUUUAGUCCAAUCCUAUCGCGUAGCAGGACAGACCAGACAUUUGACAGGCAGACGAUCAAAACCAUUUCUCGAGACAUCAGGAAUGUCAAGCUGCCCUUUGCGAGUAGCACGUCCCUGUUCAGGAGAAAUUCAGCCAAGGGACAUCAGCUGCCUCGCCAGCCCCGAUUUUGCUUCUCGAGCUCGGGGAGCUGCCUGCUGUUUUGGGGCGCAGGCAGCAACUGGGUGAUGAGAUUCGAGUCGGGUGGUGGAGAUGGGAAGAAGCCCAAGGGGCAUAAAUAUGACAUUCCUAGCGUGCAACAAGCCGCAGCAGGGGACCAGCGAUGCGCUGUCAUUGCUUCUGUUGGGCAGCACUACGAACUCAUCGUGUUCGAGAACGACAGCGACGUCCCGCAAGCUUACCUGACCAUCGAAACCGAGAACCGGUCUUUCCCCAUUACCUGUAUGGUGAUGUCCCGCAACGAUCGAUACGUUGCCUUUACUCUUCACGACCAGGUUCGAGUAUACGAGAUAUGCACCCGAACCAUCCAGAGGGUCUCGUUGGGUAGUGGAAUGGAUCGGUUGUCGGACUUUGGUGAUCGAUCGGUGAUGGGCGCGUCUCCUAGUGCGAAGGGAACUGCAUACGAAGGAAAAAGACAGGAAGCCAUCAUCGAGAGGAAACUUCAAUUUUCCGCGGACGGGAAGCACUUCGUUAUCGCCACGCACCUUGGAGACCAUUUCGCAUAUGUCGAUGUCUGGAACUGCACCUUCCAGCAAUGGAACGUUGUCCCUGACAAGUCGAAAUCGUUCAAGCUCCCACCGUGGACCAGUAACGACGGAGACUUUACCGGAGUCUUCUAUGACAACACCCAACAUGCAGUUCUUCUGACGGCCUUCUUUGCCAAAGAAUACCCGUCCUUCUUCUCCAUGACGGAUGACAAGAUCGUGAACGACUCCUUCAGCACCCGCGUCGUGCAUGCAGCGCAGUCCCCCUCUGGGACUCGCUUUAUUUUCGCGAACGGCAUGAGUGAGAUAUAUGUGUGUGAUCCGAAGCCCAACGGGCGCCUCAAGCCGUCUCGAGUGAGAAAGGCUUCUUCCAAGAUCUACGAAUCAGUAUUCCGGCCCGGACAGCUGGCGUUGUCCUUCCCCCAGGAAACCGAGGCGCUUGCCUUCUGGGUAAAAUCGGGCAAGUUGAUGCUGAGAACAAUCCGGAUGCAGGAUGGGGUCGAGGCAACCAGCGACUACGAUCUGCGAUCCGAUUUCGACCGGCUGGUGGUGGAACGACCGCUGGCUGCUGAUUUCCAUACCCAACGCCGGCGGCACUCACUAUUAUCGAGUGAGCUGGUGGCGGAGAUUGACGGCCUUCCCUCCGUCCCGCGGCCAGAUUUGCCCGAGCUGUCCUCGAUGUGAUUUCGAGGGCGAGAGGCGUGGCGGGUGAAGUGUUAGUAUUGGCGCA